UCUACUCACUUGUUAGACAAUAUUCAAGAAGUUAACAUCUCGAGAAGCACUAGAAAAAUUCUUAUACACAAAUUUAGUUUAAUAGACAAAAAUGUUAAAACAUAUGUGUACUGUGGGUAUCAUUACAAUGAGUUUUCUUCAAAUUAUCCAGGCUCAAAGGCCCUCCUAUGCGGGUUUAAGACCUCCAGAUGGAUUGAGUCAGAGGGACAAAUACCUUGGAACUCAAAACACAGCUCUGGAGAACAUUUUCGGUGUUACGGGACCCAGGGACUCAUCCUUGUCGCGAAACACUGUUGAGCUACCCUACGGAGCACCCCAAAGGCCGCCUAUUGGAGUUCCUGUGGUCCUACCCUACAAUACGAAUGAGUAUUCAAGUGCGGACGACCGAUUACCUAUCGAUGCCCAAGGUGAUUGGGACUUGGUAAACAGAUUGAGUCAGCUGCCUGAAGAACAGCAGCCAUUCUGGCUCUUAAACUACAAAGCAAUCGAGGACCUAAGGAGCGGUAGGAAUCCUAAUGUGGGCGCUUGGGAAUCUCGCCCAAAUUCCUUUGGCGGCUAAAAUUGAAUGAAAUUUGUAUGACUUAUAGCAAUUAUGUAAUCGUUCAACAUUAAAAGACUCCCAUGGAAACAAUUAAAAAAAAAAAUCACAGAAAAA
Messenger RNA from Drosophila takahashii, 655 nucleotides. RefSeq lists its product as uncharacterized. Lineage: Eukaryota; Metazoa; Arthropoda; Insecta; Diptera; Drosophilidae. The record is from RefSeq and is a predicted model, not a curated record.